AUGUGGCCGAACGCUCGGCUCAGCUCCAACCAAGCAGCGGACACCAUGACCAACUGGGCGAUUUAUACCACAGUGCCGGUGUCUACGGGCAAAACCCCAUCUCCGUACACCGGCAGCACCAGUCCCAGUAGUGGAGAGGACACCCCCAGCACAUCGGACAACCGUGCCGAAACAGUCCCCACCGGCACUUCCGGCAACAAGCCCGGCAUCAACUCAAUGUGGCUCAACUGGAAGAAUCCAAACACGGUGCUGGACCUAUGCGCCGAGACCGAGAGCGGCUCAGCGCUCGAGAUGCGCCGCCAAAAGAACCGCGAGUCCAUGCGGCGUUCACGACAGCGCCAACGUGACCAACUGCAGCUACUACGCGAUGCUGUGGCCGGCCUGGAAGAGCAGUACAAGUCGCUCCGACUACGUUCCGACUCGUCGGAACAUCUCCCGGACGCCAAUUCCGACAGCAAUCGGAAAUUUGCCCAAGCAGUCGAACUGUCCAAGCAGUUAGGCGCCGAGAACCUGUACCUAAAGGCGUCCAUCCAGUACCAAGCGUCCUGGAAGCUAGAGCUCCGACGAGUCAUGGAGACGACUGUGGCACUGGACGAGUUCACCGCUUCAGCGUCGACGCCGCCCUCGCCGUUCCCGUUCAAGUUGGAAAUGAUGACCGAACAGGAGGCCGAGUCGGUCUUCGGCUUCCAUCCGCUCUCGGAACGGGACGUAAAGGACAUUAUCCUGCAGAAUACAAGGACUGUCAAGCGGGUGCAGCAUCAGCUGCUGACCACGAACAGCAAGGAGAGCGCGGAUAACAACAGCGACCACGAGAUCGCCGACGAAGAGGUGGCCGGCAAGAUCGACCGUUCGGAACUCUUCGGAUGGGAUCUGCGACGACGUGUCCGAGGCAGCGACAUGGAGUUCGUCUUCACCAAGCGGUUCAAGAAAUUGUCCGUGUCGGAGCUCAUGCAAAAGGCCUGGGUGAACGAAAUGUGCUUGAAAGGCGCCCAGGUGGUCAAGUACGACGUCCAGCGGCUGGAAAUGCUGCAAGAAGUCAACACGAACGCCUACGUGCUCGGUCGCGACGUCCGCUCGCCUGACGAGACCCCUGUAUUCCGCACAACUCUGCUGCGAUACCGCAUGGAGACGACGGGCGACGUGCCGUCAAACAACUCGUCGCUCUUAAGUGAAGACGAACGCGAGUUGGACUCGGAUCUGAGCGCGACCGGCUUUGUGAUCGGCACGCAGAGUCUGAAUCCGGCAGACACUUCCGGCGCCAAGCUGCUGCCGGAACGUGACGGCAUUGAACCGUCGGCACGUCUAGUGUGGGCGGAGCUGGCGCAUUCCAUCGAAAUGCUGCAAGUAACCGACCGCGUAACUGGAGAAGACAAGUACGUGCAAGUGCGGUGGGCCGGCAGGAACAACUACGGCACGCCAUUCGACGCGCACCGGAACGCCGCCGACAUGGUCACGACACUCAUGCGCUGGGAGCUCGGUACGAUCGCGCCUGCCCUCCAACUGAUCCCGAACUCCGACACCGAACCGAUGAACUCGAACUAG
This is a messenger RNA of Phytophthora infestans T30-4, 1542 nucleotides long. RefSeq lists its product as uncharacterized. Bases 1 to 1542 code for a protein of 513 amino acids. The transcript has a single exon. Gene Ontology annotation, biological process: regulation of DNA-templated transcription. Lineage: Eukaryota; Oomycota; Peronosporomycetes; Peronosporales; Peronosporaceae. The record is from RefSeq and is a predicted model, not a curated record. Gene Ontology annotation, molecular function: DNA-binding transcription factor activity.